This is a messenger RNA of Corticium candelabrum, 1817 nucleotides long. RefSeq names its product parafibromin-like. The coding region runs from base 16 to 1641 and encodes 541 amino acids. The record is from RefSeq and is a predicted model, not a curated record. The transcript has 20 exons. Gene Ontology annotation, cellular component: Cdc73/Paf1 complex. Gene Ontology annotation, biological process: transcription elongation by RNA polymerase II; positive regulation of transcription elongation by RNA polymerase II. Gene Ontology annotation, molecular function: RNA polymerase II complex binding. Lineage: Eukaryota; Metazoa; Porifera; Homoscleromorpha; Homosclerophorida; Plakinidae.
AUCAAUCACAUCAAAAUGGCGGAUGCUCUGUCUCUUCUUCGGCAAUAUAACAUACAGAAGAAGCCGAUAACUGACAGCGAUGGUCACAUAAUUUUUGAUCAGUUUACUUUUCCCAAAGGAGUCAAAACGAACUACCUUAUCUACAAGACAGGCAAAGAUGGCGUGCCCAAAGACUAUUAUACGGUUGAAUCACUGCUAUUUUUGCUGAGGAAUGUCACUCUGUCGUAUCCUUUGUACGUUCAAAAGGCCGUGGCUCAAAAGAUACCUGUUGUUAGGCUGCCAGACAGGAGGGGCGUUCUUUCUUAUUUGAAUGGAGAAGUUGACACAUCUGCCAGUGUUGACAAGAGUGCUCCUCUUGAGUUGGGUGUACAAAGAACGGCUACUCCUUCUACGGCUGCCAAACGACCAGCACAGUCUGAAGCAGAGAUCUCAGCGAAGAAACAGAAACUAGAGGAACAAGAGGAACGAAUGAGACAAGAUAAGGAGAGAAUUGCUGCUAAGCUUGAUGCUCCAGAGCAGACAGAAGUGAUUACAGAUAAAAUAAGGUCACUAAGUGACACUCUUUCUGCUGAGAAGAUUGCGGCUAUCAAGGCUAUGCGUUUGGCAAAGAAGAGAGCUACUAUAAAAUCUGCUGAUGACGAAUUAGAUCGACCUGCACCGCCACAACAGGAUGACAGACUAUUUCUAGCUGCUGAUGUUGAUGUCACAAGAGAUAUUGUCACACGUGAACGCAUACACAGAACGAGGUCUACUGUGCUACACAGUUCAGGAAAGGCAUUUGGAAACGUUCUUUCAAUCCUUUCAUCAGUCAAGGCAAGAGAAGAAGGAGGGAAAAGGCCAGUAAUUGUGCAGUCAGAGAAUGAUGCUGGAAAAGAGAAGAGAAAUGCCGCCCCUGCAUCAUACAGUAGAUACGAUCAGGAGAGGUUCAGAACAUCUCAAGAUACCGAAGGGUUCAGUAUUGACACUAUGGGCACGUAUCACGGGUUGUCUCUACAGACUGUAACGGAAAAGGCAGAAAAAGUGCAGCAAAAGACAACAGCUCAACUCGGAGCAAUGAGCCCCAACUCCAGGCCCAGUAGACCAAAUACUGGGGGAACAAGCACAGCUCGAUCAAAUUUUCCACAGAAGAAAGGAAAAGAUUCUCGAACGCCGAUUAUUGUGAUUCCUGCUGCUCCCACGUCGUUACUUAACAUGUUGAAUGUCAAAGAUUUUCUUCAGGAGUACAAGUUUUUAUCUAGCGAUAAGAAAAAAUCAUCCGGAGCGAAACGAGAAGCAGAGGUGCUAGUGCAACGGAAGAAAGACAGUGGGUCUGUGCUGUAUCGUGUUCUAGAUAAUCCGACCAAACUUAGCCAGCCGGAAUGGGAUCGUGUUGUUGCCGUGUUCGUUCAAGGUCCUGCUUGGCAAUUCAAAGGGUGGCCUUGGCUGACAACAGAUGGAUCACCAGUCGACAUUUUUGCAAGAGUGAAAGCAUUUCAUUUGAAGUACGAAGGCAACAAAACCGAGCUAAAUGUACAGAAAUGGAAUGUUCAAGUGCUUGAGGUGUCACAGACAAAACGACAUCUUGAUCGCGCUUCAAUUUUAAAGUUUUGGGAGAUGAUGGACAAGUUUAUUUCUAAGAACUUUCCACAACUGAGAUACUGAUCGGGAGUUUGUAAUCAUUGCUAUGGUAGCGUACAGACUUACCAGCCCGUAGGACAUUAUUUUCUACUGUACCCUGCACACACGUUACUUGGUCCGAUUUAAAUUAAUUAAAAGAACAUGUUGGAGGUAAUAGAAGCACAGUGCACUGGUCGGUAUGUGGAGACUGACGAAUCUGC